AUGGGCGGCGAAGAACCUACACCCGAGAACUACACUCUGCUCCAGGGCUUCGAGUGGAACGUGCCUGCCGAUGGCAAGCACUACAACCGUCUGCACGAUGCAAUGCCCGCAUACAAGCACAUUGGUAUCUCCAACAUCUGGCUACCUCCCGGCUGCAAAGCCAGCUCUCCCAACGGCAACGGCUACGACGUCUACGAUCUCUACGACCUCGGCGAAUUCGACCAAAAGGGCGGCGUAGCAACAAAAUGGGGCACCAAAGACGAACUCCUCGCCCUCGCCUCCUCCGCAAAAGAUUCCGGCAUCGGCCUCUACUGGGACGCGGUCCUCAACCACAAAGCCGCCGCCGACAAGAAAGAAAAAUGCCACGUCAUUGAAGUCGACCCCAACGACCGCGAAAAGCAAAUCUCCGACCGCAAGGAAAUUACCGCUUGGCUAGGCUUCAACUUUGACGGCAGAGGCGACAAGUAUUCGAAGCAAAAGUAUCACUGGUAUCAUUUUGGAGGUACGGAUUAUGAUGCUGCGACGGGAAAGAAUGCAAUUUUCCAGAUUCAGGGUGAUGGUAAGGGGUGGAGUGAGUCUGUGGAUGAUGAGGGCGGCAAUGCUGAUUUCCUCAUGUUCGCCGACUUGGACUACUCGCAUCCUGAGGUCUGUGAAGAUGUUACGAAUUGGGGAAAGUGGAUUGUGAACGAGGUUGGGCUUCGAGGCUUCAGACUUGACGCCGUCCAGCACUUUUCCCAACGCUUCACCAAAGGAUGGAUCGAGGCACUACGCAAGGAACACGGCGACCUUUUCUACGUCGGCGAGUUCUGGAGUGGAAAUCAUCAAGAUCUAAUCGAUUGGGUGGAACAGAUGGAGAGGAGGUUCUCGCUGUACGACAGCCCGCUGCUCAACAAUUUCUCCAACAUCAGCAAGAGCGAAGCUGCAGAUUUGAGAAAGGUUUUCGACGACACUCUGGUUCAGAACCUGCCUGUGAACGCUGUGACUGUAGUCGUCAAUCACGAUACUCAGCCUGGACAGACGGUCGAGACACCGGUCGAGGGCUUCUUCAAGCCCCUCGCCUACUCCUUGAUUUUGCUCCGCCGCGACGGCUACCCAAGCAUCUUCUACGGCGACCUCUACGGCAUGAAAGGCGACAACCCCGAACCACCCUCCUGCGGCAACAAACUCGCCGAUCUAAUUCUCGCCCGCAAACUCUUCGCCUACGGCGAGCUCAACGACUACUGGGACAACCCCAACUGCAUAGGAUGGGUGAGACGCGGCACGCAUGAUCGUAAAAACGGAUGCGCAGUCGUCAUGAGCAACACCGGACCCGGAGAAAUCCAGAUGCACGUCGGUCCCGAGCACAAGGGCGAAGUCUGGACUGAUUUGCUAGGCUGGGAGCAAGGAGAGGUGACGAUUGAUGAGGAGGGCAAUGGUGUGUUCAAGUGUCCUGGUUGCAGUGUUGCUGUGUGGACGAAUAAGGAUGCAGAGGGUAGAGAACACUUCCCUGUCAACUUUGACAGUGAUAUUUACAAGGAGGCGUCGAAGCAGGAUGGUGAUGAGGAAGAGAAGAAGGAGGAUGGCGAAAAGGAAGAGAAGAAGGAAGAAGACAAAGAGUAG
This is a messenger RNA of Aureobasidium namibiae CBS 147.97, 1599 nucleotides long. RefSeq names its product putative alpha-amylase. Gene Ontology annotation, biological process: carbohydrate metabolic process. The transcript is spliced from 3 exons. The record is from RefSeq and is a predicted model, not a curated record. Lineage: Eukaryota; Fungi; Ascomycota; Dothideomycetes; Dothideales; Saccotheciaceae. The coding region runs from base 1 to 1599 and encodes 532 amino acids. Gene Ontology annotation, molecular function: hydrolase activity, hydrolyzing O-glycosyl compounds; calcium ion binding.